AUGUUGGACGCAAAUCUAGAUCAAAAGCAUUCAGCUGAUGACUUAACACUGAUUUUAUUCCUAAAUAACAGAUAUGCUGCGCUUCAUUUUAAAGAGGGAGCACAAAUCAAAGCAGGAGCCGCGAGAGUGUGGGUACCAUCAAACGAGCGGGCUACUAAUUUCUAUUGGCCAGAGAUGCCGGCGCGCUCGCGGAGAAGUGGGGAUCAAUGCGCCUUCAUGGAUGUGCAUCGUUUAAUGUGCUUAGAACUUAAGAACUUUGUGGACAGAAUCUCACAGAUAUUUCCAGCAAUUGAGUCUGCUCGGCCUCGAUGUACUUCUGGAUUACAGGUGUUAUGCUCUUUGGUUGUCACUAUGGAUAGAGCAAAGUUACUUAUCCAAUGCUGUACCAACUCCAGUAAACUCUAUCUGGCAAUCACGGCAGAUAGGAUGCUCUUGAGAUGCAAAAGCAUACAGAAUGCUUUGGAAUUAUAUUUAGGCCAAAUUGAAAAUAUGGUUCCAACUUUGCUGGCUGCCAAGAUAUCUGGAAUUAUUGAAGACCUCAGGAGUGCAGAGUUUCACUUGGAAUCUUCUGAGGAAGAGGCGGGGAAGAUUGUACUAGCACUGAUUAAGAAGGAUAUACCUGCAUCAGACUGUAUCAAAAAUUCAGAAUUUGAGGCUCUUCAACUAGCAGCUUUGAGUCUGAAAAUUACAUCCCCGUUGGCUGUUUUGGAAGAGAAAAGGUCCAUCGAGAGACUGCUUGAUAAAGUUCGUCAAAAUGACCAGAAAAAGGAGAUGAUUUUGAAGUAUCUGCUGAAUCUUUUAAGGAAGUACGGAGAAUUAAUUUGGCAAGAUCAAACCAAGAACAAUCUUUCUAUUCACAAAGAGCCAAAAUGUCAGUCCUCUUAUCCAGAAGCAUUUUUAGAUUGGGAUGGGACACGAGUAGACAGUACACCAAAACCUCCCAGUGAAUUUGAAUGUCCCAUCUCUAGGAGACUAAUGCAUGAUCCUGUAAUUAUUGAAUCUGGGAAAACUUACGAACGAGUUUGGAUUGAGAAAUGGUUUAGUGAGGGUCAUGAGACAUGCCCAAUCACUAAUAAUAGGCUGGAGAAUCUGUCCCUGACUCCAAACUUUGCAAUGAAGGGCCUCAUAUCAAAAUGGUGUUCCCAGCAUAAAAUCAUUGUUUCUGAUCCAUGCCGACAGUCAAACUUUGCUCCAGUUUCCUCACCAAAAUCCUCAUCCCCCAAAUCUAUUGCUAGCUUUGGCAGCUCCAUGAAUGACUUGCACCUUGGAGUUAGCUCCGUGUCGCUUCGAUCUUCAGAUACAAACUAUGGUUCACAUUUAAUUGAUGAUGAUGGUAACACUGGCCCAAGUGCUAGGCUCCCUGAAACGAAAGAAGAAGUUUGCACAAGCCACUCACCAACAAAUGGUUGUAGGGCUGGCUUGGCCUGUCUUGCCAAAUUAGCUUCACUUCCAUGGAAAUCCCAUUGCAAGACAGUGCAAGAUGUUAAAGAGGAACUGAAUAAAAAUGAGCAAGUAUGUGAUUCCAUGUCUUCUGACAUUUAUAUGAAAUCGCUGCUUAAAGUUUUGAAGAAUGCGCAUGAUUUGUGUGAUGUAAGAGCCCAGAAAGAGUCGGCAGAACUGAUUUUGGCAAUUUUAAGUGAAGACAGAAUUAAAAUGCCUACUUUUGAUGAAGAUUCAAUAUACUUGUUAGCAUCAUUUCUUGAUUCUAAAAUUAGUGGAAAAGCUCUUGCAAUCAUGGAAUGGCUGUCGCGCCAUCAGUUUUACAAGUCUGAAAUUAUAGCAUCUGGAGUUCUACCUUCGAUCCUAAAAAUCUUGGACACUCAGAUUACUGAAUUCCAUGAGCUUGCUGUGAAGAUACUUUGUAAUUUGUCUUGCAACAGUGACAUAGCAUACCACAUUGUCUAUUUAGAUUUCCUCCCAAACUUGGUUCCUUUUCUACGUGACAGUCUUUCAGGCUAUUGCCUUACUGUUCUGAAGAACUUAUGCUGUAUCGAGGAGGGCAGGAAUGCAAUUGCUGAAAAUGAUUCAUGCAUCAAUUCAAUGGCCAAACUUCUUGAAAGUGGCACCCAGAUGGAACAAGAACACACAAUCGAAGUUCUCUCUCUAUGUUACGAGGAGCUUCAGUGUUGUCAACUGGUCAAUGAAGGAAGCAUCCCCCAAUCAUUGUUCAGUAUAUCUGUCAAUGGGACUUCAAGAGGACAAGUCAUUGCCAUGGAAUUGCUCCAGCUCUUAGGGCAUGUUACAGAAGGUGUUGUCGCAGAUUGCUCCACCUCUGGUGCUAGUUUUGACUUGACCACAAACAGCUCAAGCGGCAACAGCAAUCGCGAUAAAGGGGACAAAUCAUCUGGAUAUCUGAGAAGGAAAAUCUCAAGAUUCUUUCAAUAG
Dovyalis caffra is the source of this 2385-nucleotide messenger RNA. NCBI's taxonomy places the organism in Eukaryota, Viridiplantae, Streptophyta, Magnoliopsida, Malpighiales, Salicaceae. The record is from the annotation of a GenBank genome assembly.